This is a messenger RNA of Arabis nemorensis, 618 nucleotides long. NCBI's taxonomy places the organism in Eukaryota, Viridiplantae, Streptophyta, Magnoliopsida, Brassicales, Brassicaceae. The record is from the annotation of a GenBank genome assembly.
AUGGGAUUAGAAGAAGAUGGCUCCGCCGUAACAACCGCCGCAACCUCCGGCGUUAAAAAGCUCCACUUUUUCACAACAACCCACCGUCCGAAAUCUCUCUCCUUCACCAAAACCUCAAUCCGCGCCGAGAAAACAGAGUCCUCCUCCUCCGCAGCUCCAGCCGCCGCCGUGAAAGAAGCUCCGGUGGGAUUCACACCGCCGCAGCUAGACCCAAACACACCGUCUCCGAUUUUCGCGGGAAGCACAGGUGGUCUUCUAAGGAAAGCACAAGUGGAAGAGUUCUACGUGAUUACAUGGAACUCACCGAAAGAACAGAUCUUUGAGAUGCCGACAGGAGGUGCAGCGAUCAUGAGAGAAGGUCCGAAUCUGUUGAAGCUAGCGAGGAAAGAACAGUGUUUAGCUUUGGGGACAAGGCUUAGGUCCAAGUACAAGAUUAAUUACCAGUUUUACAGAGUUUUUCCAAAUGGUGAGGUUCAGUAUCUGCAUCCUAAAGAUGGUGUUUAUCCAGAGAAGGCGAAUCCGGGAAGAGAAGGUGUUGGUCUGAAUAUGAGAUCUAUUGGGAAAAAUGUUAGUCCCAUUGAAGUUAAGUUCACUGGGAAACAAAGUUAUGAUUUGUAA